AUGUCCGGAGUUCAGCCUGUCGCAGUCUACGCGAUCAAGGUGCCCGCUGGAGGCGUCUUGGUCCCGGCUCUUCCUGAGGCUGGUGCCAUGUUCCGCAUCUCCAUGGCUGCCAUCGACCCCGACGAGGAACCUGAUUUUGAUGGCAUUGAGGCCAACAAGCGUCCCCGGGCUACCCUCAAGAUUGUCCGCCCCCCGGCCGGCCUGGAUCUGGACGAGUCGGACGAUGAGUACGAAGACGAAGAAGAUUCCGACGACUCUGACGAUGAGGAAGUCAAUGGCGGUCCUAGCGACAAGGAAAAGGCCCGUAAGCUCAAGGAGGCUGCCGCCCUGAAGGAGAUGGAGGAAGCUAUGGAUGAAGAUGACGACGAGGAUGAGGGUGACGACGAGGAGUUUGACCUCAAGGCCGCGAUCUCCAAGCUCGUGAAGGGCAAGGCUCCGGCCACCGACGACGAUGAGGACGAGGAGUCCGACGAGGGCCUCGAGCUUGACGAGAUGGUCGUCUGCACUCUCAACCCCGACACUCACUGCCAGCAGCCUCUUGAUAUCACCGUCUCUGAGGACGAGCGUAUCUACUUCAAGGUCACCGGUACCCACACUAUCUACGUCACCGGAAACUAUGUCAUGCCUCUGGAUGAGGGUCGUCAGUAUGAUGAGGAUUCUGAGGAUGAGGAUGACGAGGAGGACUACGAUCUCUCCCCUGAUGAGGAUGAGCUUGACCUGGAGGCCCUCCUGGCCGGAGAGGAGGAGGACGAUGAGCUCGACGGUCUGGAGAACCCCAGAGUGACCGAGGUUGAGAGCGACGAGGAGGAGGCCCCCAAGCUUGUGGAAACCAAGGGAAAGAACAAGCGCGCCGCUGAGGAGGAGAAGAAGGAAGAGGAGAGCAAGAAGCAGCAGAAGAAGGUGAAGAAGAACAAUGGCGAGCCUGCUCCCGCUGAGCAGAAGAAGGAGGGCAAGAAGGUCCAGUUCGCGAAGAACCUGGAGCAGGGCCCCACUCCCUCUACUCAGGACAAGAAGGCCGCUGAGAAGACCACUGGCACCCUCGGUGUCAAGGAGGUCAAGGGUGUGAAGAUCGACGACAAGAAGCUUGGAAAGGGCCCGGCUGCCAAGAGCGGUAACACUGUUGCCAUGAGAUACAUUGGAAAGCUUGAGGAUGGCAAGGUCUUUGAUGCCAACAAGAAGGGCAAGCCUUUCACCUUCAAGCUCGGCAAGGGUGAAGUCAUCAAGGGCUGGGACAUCGGUGUUGCCGGCAUGGCCGUCGGUGGUGAGCGCCGUAUCACUAUCCCUCCCCAGCUUGCCUAUGGCAAGAAGGCCCUCCCCGGUAUCCCGGCCAACUCGAAGUUGAUCUUCGACGUGAAGCUCCUUGAGAUCAAAUAA
Aspergillus terreus NIH2624 is the source of this 1374-nucleotide messenger RNA. Its product is annotated as FKBP-type peptidyl-prolyl cis-trans isomerase. The record is from RefSeq and is a predicted model, not a curated record. Lineage: Eukaryota; Fungi; Ascomycota; Eurotiomycetes; Eurotiales; Aspergillaceae. Gene Ontology annotation, molecular function: peptidyl-prolyl cis-trans isomerase activity; macrolide binding. Gene Ontology annotation, cellular component: nucleolus; chromatin. The transcript is spliced from 4 exons. Bases 1 to 1374 code for a protein of 457 amino acids.